Messenger RNA from Schistocerca cancellata (South American locust), 1766 nucleotides. RefSeq lists its product as uncharacterized. The coding region runs from base 211 to 1644 and encodes 477 amino acids. The record is from RefSeq and is a predicted model, not a curated record. The transcript has 8 exons. NCBI's taxonomy places the organism in Eukaryota, Metazoa, Arthropoda, Insecta, Orthoptera, Acrididae.
UCUCGCUAAGCUGCCUUUUGUCGUGAUAUCUGUGCAGAUGUUGACUUUGCUGUAGUUAGUGUAUUUACUAUGUAGUAUUUACUUAAUUGAGGAGCAGCAACAGCAGAAGUAGAAGCUGAAGUUGAGUUUACGGUAGUGAAGGGAAGUGAUCCUAUUCUGUUCGUGAUGAUAGAUCGUAAAAUAAGGUGAAGAUCAUAUAACUUUGGAUAUAUGAAGAUGAGUCUUCCUGGAAGCCACGCCAGUGAUCCUGAAGUUAAUUCAAGCUCAGAGGAUGAAGAGUCAACAGAUAAUGCUGAUGAGAGCUCGUCAUCCUCUGAAGAAGAAUUGAAACCUAUCAGUUCCUUUAUCAAUAACAGAAGGAAGAUGUUGGAAGUAGCAUUCUCCGCAGUCAGUGAAGAUAAAUUAAAAGCAAUAGUUCCUCCUUUUCUCAAGGAUGCUACACUUGAUGAAUUGAAGAUAAUCUGCUAUGAAGAGCUUUGUAGUCUUACAGAUGAAGCUUUAAAGUCAAUUUUGGAAGGUAAUAAUUGGGAUGAAUCAUCAACUUCAGACGAUGAGAAAUCAACAAGCAGUACGGAAAUUGGCAGCCAUGAACCGAGAACAGUUUGUGGAUUGGAGGCUUUCGACUCGGAAGACACUAUCACUAGCACCGAUUCAAAGAAUAAAGACAUCCUAGAAAUAGGAAUCUCUGAGGAGGAAGUGAGUCAUUUGCUUAAAGAAAUUCCAAAUCCUCAGCAUACUUCAAAGGAUACUCGGGCUACGCCUUCACCAUCACAUAGUGUAGCAUCAGUCAGUGGCAAAAAACACGAUAUGUCAGAUGAUGUCUCACCAAUUGACAAGGAUGCCUUAAAUAUUGUGGAAGUUGACUCGAAUGCCCCUGGUGGGGAUUCGUUGGAGCUUGUGGAGCUCGAACAUCGAGCUCGUUCAAUUCGGUCAUUGAUAAUGCAGUGUGAUGCUGAAAGAGAGAAUGUAUCUGAAAUUAGUGACAAGUCUGCAGGAAUUGGUUCAACUGAAUUUGGUAAUAGAAAACACGAUAUUUUAGAUGGUAUCACUGUGACCCAGAAGCAUCAAGAAUUAGAUCCUCUUUUAUUGGUAUGUGCACCUGGAUCUAAAGUGGUCUUAACAUCAUGUAAGAAAAGCGGAACAGAUUUAAACUGUAAAAGUAAACUUACAGUAUAUGAGAGACUUGGUCACAAUGCAGUGCUUGUAUCUGGUGAUUACACAGUUUUGGAAUCUAAAAUUCCAGAAAACAAUUCAACAGAAGUGGCACAUGGAAAUGGGAAAGGUGGUGAUAAUGAAACAGUUGGGUGUGACAGUUGCCUUCCUAGCACUCCAGAAUCAUCAUGUAUUCAUAACUCUACAGGAGUAGAAUCUGUCUUCCAUAAUACAGGUCCAUUGCAAAUAACUAUUAGUGCACUAAAUGUUGGCUCACUGUCUAGGAAAGAUCUGCAAACAAAUCCACAAUCAGCAGAAAAAAUGAAAGAAAAGAAUAUCCAUAAAGUAGUGGAAACAAGUAAAAUGUGUACAAAACUGCGUGAAAGAAUUAAACGCACUCAACAACUUAAAAAAUGUAAAGAAGAUAAUAUUAAAGAAGAAACCAUAAUACUAGGAACAGUUGAGGAAUACAAGUCAUUAAAUACAAAAUAACAUCAGAAUUAUAUUGUGAAAAUAUUCAUUUUAUGUGAAUUUGUGUUAUAUGUGUUGAAUCGGAUAAACCAGUAAAAUUACCUAUGUUAUAAUUUAAUGCCACUUCAUAAUAAAUAGCCUCU